GAAGAAUUAAUGCCGAGUUUCUCAUGGUUGUCUUGACAGAUGCUCGGAAAUAGCUAUCAUAAUUCCGAAUGGCUUCAGCGUCCGGCCAAAAUUCGCCGUACGCGCCACCAGUCACGACCCGCCGUACUCGAUUUACACCAACGCUAGCUAUCAGCUUCUAGGGAUGUAUUUAAGACGAUUGACGUUGAUUUAUAUUGCAACAACUGUUAGAUUAUCACUUUCUUCCUCGAGAAGACGUUUAAAGAUUCUUGCAUCAAUCCAUUGAAGACUGGCAGCCCACCUACGAAAUGGUCACGAUCAAAGCUAUCCGAGAUGCCAACAAAUCCAUCUCAUCAAACUUCACAGUCAUUUUCGUAGGCGCUACAUCAGGCAUUGGUCUAGGAGCAGUUGAAACACUGCUCAAAAGCACCACCGCAUCGAAGAUCUAUAUCAUCGGUCGCUCGCAGUCAAGUUUCGCUCCAACUCUGGCAAAGCUUAAAAAUCUCAAUGCGUCCGCCGAGAUCAUCUUCAUCGAAGCGCAAGUGUCACUACUCAAAGACGUCGAACGCGUCUGCACAAUCAUCAACACUCAAGAAUCGACAAUUGACCUGCUAUGGCUGUCACAGGGCGGUCUCCCUGGAGGCCACAUCUUGACACCAGAAGGGCUUUUUGAGUUCCUUGCCAUUGGAUACUACUCGCGCCUCUUGUUUAUGUCCAGACUCGUACCUUUGCUCAACAAAGCAUCAAACCCAAGAGUCGUCUCCGUACUUACGGCUUCACAAGAGGGCGCCAUCAACACCGCCGACAUGGGAGUUCUGGACCCAAAGAACUACAACCUAUUUCCAACUAUGAGACAAGGCGUGAUGAUGAUGAGCUUGAGCAUGAAAGAAUUGUCGAUGCAAAACCCCAAGAUCAGUUUUGUACACACCAAUCCUGGAAUGGUUAGCACGAAUGUACAUCAUAAUUGGGCGAACAGCAUGACGGGCUAUUUCACGGUGUUCAGAUGGUUGCUGGAAUGGGUGUUGAUUCCGUUGAUGCAUAUCGUUGGUUCGACUUCCGAAGAAGCUGGCGAGAUCGGGUUGUAUGAAUUGACGACCGAGAGAUACGGUGUUGGCACUGGGAAUAACUUCUUCAGACUCGAUGAGAAGGCUGAGGAUGCGGGCGCGAAUUCUUUGUUGGAGAAAUAUGAGGAAGAUGGCACGCAGAAGAAAGUUUGGGAGCACACGUUGGAAGUAUUUGACAAGGUGCUGGCUCAGUAAGUGAGCUGCGUAGUGGAUUAUGUACAUGCUAUUUGAUUUACUAUGCUUUUAAUGCAAUUCGGACUCUUGCACUUCCAUGUUCAACAUUAGCUACACGUUCUCAUUGUUUUUCUAUACAUGAAAGUUCAUCACGUUGUCUAUAGGUUGAAUUAGUUGUUCAAUGUCCCAC
Mollisia scopiformis is the source of this 1407-nucleotide messenger RNA. RefSeq lists its product as uncharacterized. Gene Ontology annotation, biological process: secondary metabolic process. The record is from RefSeq and is a predicted model, not a curated record. NCBI's taxonomy places the organism in Eukaryota, Fungi, Ascomycota, Leotiomycetes, Helotiales, Mollisiaceae. Bases 288 to 1238 code for a protein of 316 amino acids. The transcript has a single exon.